Molecule: messenger RNA, 533 nt
Organism: Helianthus annuus (common sunflower)
Lineage: Eukaryota; Viridiplantae; Streptophyta; Magnoliopsida; Asterales; Asteraceae
Exons: 4
Coding region: 2-457 (151 amino acids)
Source: RefSeq, a predicted model, not a curated record
CAUGGAAGCAAUUGCACCGACAGAGUUGGGUGAAGGGUGUUAUCAAGUUGUGCUUGUAUCUGCUAAGAUCACUUCAUCCUCCUCUGAGAUAGUUGGCAAAAAGUUAGAACCUAGAGAAAAGGCGUUUAACUUCUGCCGUAUCUCUACGAGAAGAAGGAAACCAGAGAGAAAAAAUCAAAAUGGAAAUCAUGUGGCGUUGGACUCUAAUAUGCUUGGCAAGUUUGAUCAUUCGUGGCUCACAACUGUUUUGUUCAUUUCUUCUGAAAUUACGUUUGAAAUAUUGAUUUUGUUUCUUACAGGUGUUGUUUCUGAGCGUUUGGAUCGUGAACCUACCGCUGCAGAUGUGUUAAUUGCUGCGGCUGAUAUCGUAUUUUCUUUCUGGACCAGAAGAGGCUUCCGCACCUAUACCUGGAAGCAGCGUUACACCAAUCACCCUGCGGAAAUCUGCAAGAUCUAGAAAUUAAGAAAAGGACGCAAUGCUAGAAAUCUACUGUUUGUUUUGGUGGUGUAGUGUAGAUGGUGGGAAAUCUAAA